AUGGGAUCUCCUUUAUGGAUUGUUAUGCUCCAGCAGUAUUCAGGGUAUGUUACUGUUGAUGAAACCCAGCAGAGGAAGCUCUUCUAUUACUUUGUUGAAGCUAAGACAAACUCUACUUCCAAGCUUCUUGUUCUGUGGCUAAAUGGUGGGCCAGGGUGUUCCUCUAUUGGAAGUUUGGAACUCGAGCUUUCACUGAGCAUGGCCCUUUCAAGACAAAUGGUUCAGGAGCUCUCCUAA
Linum trigynum is the source of this 237-nucleotide messenger RNA. The record is from the annotation of a GenBank genome assembly. NCBI's taxonomy places the organism in Eukaryota, Viridiplantae, Streptophyta, Magnoliopsida, Malpighiales, Linaceae.